AUGUUCAUAAACCAUUUGGUUGACAGCAUUAAAAAGUCCUCUUUGUUUUGGAGGGGGGUGGCAGGGUUGUUGCGUCCCCUACCAAUGUUGAGACCAAACCUAAUUCCUUGCUCAAGAGGCCGCAGCGUCCCCCUCUCCUCCUCAGUGCACUAUAUAUCCUCCACGGAAACCACACCGCUGUGCACAGGGCCACACAAGUUUGCAGGAGAUGCAGACGGCAAAGAUGAAAGGAAGGGAGAGGGGAGAGGAAGUCAGCUUGAAGAGGCUGAACCACAGAGGCUGAGAAAAAAAUCAGCACCUGAAACUGUGGGAACCCCCUGUUUUGAGAUGUUUCACUGCAUUGGACCUGCAGCACUUGCAGAAGACCACCCACCGGCUCAAAUUCACCUCCACUUCAUUCACCGCCCCUGUUGUCGGGGGGAAAGAGACAGGGGUUGGACAGGAGUGAGCAGCGAGAGAAGAGAAAGAGGAAGCAGUACAGUAAGUGGCUCAGAUCAGCACUUCUCUAUUUUGUUCAAUCAAAUAAUGAUGUACUUGGAGGAACAUCUCCCACUUGGAUUGUCUGCGAGUGGAAGAUGACAGGAGGUGUUCCCAUCAUGAGGCCUAACCGCUGCUGGACUGUCCUGAAUGUGUCCAUCUUAGCACUGCUGGUUCUCGCCUUGAACGCUGACAGUGAAGACUGUGAAACAGUAAUUAAAGUACAACGCCACACACUUUACGAGGCCUUCAUUGGACAAGAACUUAUCAUGAACUGCACAGUUGCUUUCUGCAACAGUUCACCACCAUCAGUGAUCUGGUACAAACUUGAUCAACCUAUUGGCCCUGUUAAUGUCAGCAGUGGCAGUCACAUUAAAACAGUGUGGAAAGAGUUAAGCCGUUCUGAAGGGGUAUCGUUUUUGAUCUUCCAAAAAAUACUCGUCAGCGACUCAGGUCUGUAUCAGUGUCGAAGUGGAGAUAGUGUGAGUCACAGCAUCAACGUGUCUGUCCAUGGUCAUGCUGAAAUUACCACUGUUAAAUGGGAGAAUGAAACAAGUAGCCCAACUCCUACCCCUCAGCUCCCAGAAAAUAUAUUGAUGUAUGUGUACCCUGCUGCUGGGAUUGUGACACUUGUUGUCAUAGUGAUAGUUCUAUCCAUCAUAUCAAUGCGAGGGUGUAAAGGGAAAACAAAGAAAGAGACACAAACUGAAAAUAAGUACAUCGUAGUCCCCAUGGUGGAGCAGCCCUCCCCACAUGCCGGCCUCCAUGUCUCGCCAAGACAAAGCCCCUCUGCCCCGCCCUCCCGGAGAUCCUCCCGGAGAUCCACCCGGAGAUCCACCCGGCGAAACGCACCGUCCUCCCAACCCAAUGAGGCGCCGAUAGAUAACGAGCACGUUUAUGGCGAGGUAAAAGAGGACACGGAGAGAGGGAGAAACGCGGUGGAGGACGAAGGGAGUUCUGUCGUGUACGCCGCACUCAACCAUCAGCCGCCACCGGGGGCUGCUGCUCCUCGGCAAUGGAGGCGGGAGGAGGAGUUUUCAGAGUACGCGGCUAUCCGAGUGUCUUAAAGACCCAAAACAAACUCUCAAAAUCAUGCGGAGUAAUAUGUGUCUUGGUGUUGGCUAGAGUAAAUUCCACUCACACUAGAGGACCACUGAUCAAACAGGUACAUCCCACAGGAGCAGAGGAGAGCAAUUACAAGAGGAUACAAUGACCCACUCACAGCAAGGAUUGCGGAUACACAAAACUCAUCUUGGACUCAAAACACGAGGAAGCUACAGCACUGACUAUUCCACCCAGUCUACCCAAGACUCCAAAGACUUGCCAAAUAAUUUAAGUGCCAUUUGGUCAAUACUUUCAAGGCCCUGCACACCUGCACAAUCCAGUUGGAAAAUGAAUGUUUUGCAUCACCCUUGUUGUCUGGAGUUUUCAACAUCAGAAUUCAAUUAGGCAAAUUCUAACUCCCAAGGAUGUGAGUUUGAACAUGACUGUACUGAGAAAGGCCUCAUCUGUGCACAAUCCAGAGAGGAGGUCUAAUCAUUUACUAUAAGUUGAGUUGCCUCUGGGUAUGUAGGGCUUUUCACCCUGUAAAAAAAAAAAAAAAAUUUAGCAAGAAUGCCAUUGUGAAUUUUCCCCUUUCACUGACUUUUCAUGCUAGAAAAGAUUGGCAAAGGUAAAUAAACUACACCAGUUGUUAGCAUGUAGUAGCCUAAGCAACAGCUAGAAGACCAAAGACAACUAGUACUACUACUUAAAUAGUUGGUAAGAUUACCUGAGUCACGUUGUAAAACUUGCAGUAAGGACGUGUUGGUGCAAGUUUUUUCAGAAUUCAUUUUAGGUUGUGAGACUGUAAAUGCGCAGAUCAACCUUCACUUCAAUGUGGAAAUUGGAGAGAGAGUAUAUUUUAACAAAUAAAACCUAAUAUUGUACAUUUUAUGCCAGGGAUGAAAUGAGCUACAAAGCCCUGAGACUGUGUAGAUCUACAGCAUGGGAAAGGCAAACUGUGUCUACAGCCAGUGUGGUUUUGUUUGUAACCCUGGUUUGAAUGAUUUGUGUCAUGCACCCGCCGUACAUGAAAACUCACUCGUGUUGUUGCACAUUCAUGACUUCAAUUGACUCUUCUGAGUAACAUCACAUCUGACAACAGUAAUGUUUUGGGGAUUCUACAACCUGUAUCAUAUCAACUCUUCAUGCAUUUUCUGACUCAACGAAUGACUAAUGAGCCUUUGGGAUUUUGUGUUCCACACACCUUUAGAGUUACUGAUUGUGAUUCUUUAACUGGGAAAUAGAGAAUGUAAUGAUUAUCUGAUUAUUUUGUGCAAUCAAAUAACAUAAUGUAUAUCCAUAAUUGUCUGAUUUGAAAAUGAAGUUAUCACUCCUGA
This is a messenger RNA of Seriola aureovittata, 2858 nucleotides long. RefSeq lists its product as uncharacterized. The record is from RefSeq and is a predicted model, not a curated record. Lineage: Eukaryota; Metazoa; Chordata; Actinopteri; Carangiformes; Carangidae. Gene Ontology annotation, biological process: immune response-regulating cell surface receptor signaling pathway. Gene Ontology annotation, cellular component: plasma membrane. Gene Ontology annotation, molecular function: signaling receptor activity. The transcript has 7 exons. The coding region runs from base 576 to 1544 and encodes 322 amino acids.